Erythranthe guttata (spotted monkey flower) is the source of this 1235-nucleotide messenger RNA. RefSeq names its product protein RGF1 INDUCIBLE TRANSCRIPTION FACTOR 1. NCBI's taxonomy places the organism in Eukaryota, Viridiplantae, Streptophyta, Magnoliopsida, Lamiales, Phrymaceae. The record is from RefSeq and is a predicted model, not a curated record.
UAUAAUUUUCUUUUCUUUUCUUGUAGCCCUCGGUCACCGUCUUAUAAGUUAAAAACACAGAGGCACAGCCGUCAACCCCCACCUCCGCCCGUCACCUCCAUACAUACACACACAAAACACGCUCUUUUGGUGUUCCAUUUUUUCAUCAGAUUCUUGUGAAAAACAAGAAAAGAAAAGAAAAUCUCCGACGGCUGCUUCAAGGGUCAAGAAAAUCAUGGUGAGCCCAAUAGUUGAAAUGGGAAAUGAGGGAAUGGGGCCGCCAUGGUUAAAACCAAUGCUGAAAGCAGAUUACUUCGUACCUUGUUCCCUCCAUUUCGAUUCCAAUAAAAACGAAUCCAAUUUGUUCUGUUUGGAUUGCAUGGGUAACGCCUUCUGCUCUUACUGUUUGUUCCAUCACAACCACCAUCGUGUUCUUCAGAUAAGGCGAUCUUCGUAUCAUAAUGUGGUGAGGGUGAAUGAAAUUCAGAGGUUUAUCGACAUAUCUUGCAUACAGACAUAUGUUAUAAAUAGUGCCAAAAUCGUGUUCCUUAACGAGAGGCCUCAGCCUAGGCCCGGUAAGGGUGUCACCUUCACUUGCGAAAUCUGCUCCCGUGGCCUCCCCGAUAAUUUCAGAUUCUGUUCUUUGGGCUGCAAGAUGAAUGGGAUGAAGAGAGGAGAUAGUGAGCUCUCAUUUUGGUUGAAGCCGAAUAGCAACAAGCAUAACAGGGAAAUGUUUAUUGCUGAUUGGGAUUCCGAUGAGUCAUCGACCCCUACGAAGAUCCACCGUCCCAAUAAUAUAUUCAACCGAUUUUCAGACACAUUUGAGAGGUUGUCUUGCUCGACUAGUUCGGGGGACGAGUUGGGUAACAAUAAUAAUAAUAAUGUUAUAUCACCAAAAACUCCUCCGCAGUUCAAUCAUAGCAAUUCAAGUCGGAGGAAAGGGGUCCCACACCGAGCUCCGUUCUGAGAUUACGACUGGUUCGAUGGGCCUGUAAAUAUUUGGGCAGGUUGUUUGAUACAAGAAGCUAAGGGUUUUCUUUCUAAUGGUUUAUAAGUUAGUGGUGGUGGUUAUUGUGAAAAUGGAAUAUAUGUAGAAAAUAGGUGAAAAUAUAUAUAUAUAGUAGGGUUACUUUCUUUGUGUGCAUACAGUUACAAUAUAAUACACUCCAAACUUUGUUAUCAAGUAAUACUUAGGUUAUUAAAGAUAAGUGUGUACAUAUAUACAUAUUACUAAUCACUUUUAUAUUGUUUUUCUU